This is a messenger RNA of Dovyalis caffra, 2352 nucleotides long. The record is from the annotation of a GenBank genome assembly. NCBI's taxonomy places the organism in Eukaryota, Viridiplantae, Streptophyta, Magnoliopsida, Malpighiales, Salicaceae.
AUGGCGAUGGCGAGGGCAAGCUCUGGCCUCGCAUACCCUGAGCGAUUCUAUGCAGCGUCAGCAUACGCUGGAUUUGAUGGAUCUAACAAUUCUACCAAUACAGUCUCUUCUAAAUUCCAAAACGACACCGCUUUGCUCCUCUACGCUUUGUACCAACAGGCGACAGUUGGACCGUGUAAUGUGCCGAAACCUAGUAGUUGGAAGGCCGUAGAACAAAGCAAAUGGAAAAGUACGAGGUUUUGUGAACUUGGAGCAAAUGAUGUGAAGAAAUUGGAAAUGAAACUUGGUGAUAUUGAAUUCUUGAAUUCCUUUCGGUUGGCUCUAUGGAUGUAUCCACCUCCAUGCAGUUUUGUUGAGGGCUGGCAGGGGCUUGGAAAUAUGGCUUCUGCAGAAGCUAUGCGUCUCUUUGUGAAAAUUUUGGAGGAAGAUGAUCCAAGUUGGUACUCUAGAGCAUCUAACUCUAUCUCAGAGUCUUUCACAGACACACAAGUGAAUUGGAAGGAAAAUGAUGAUGCUACAGACAACUACCCUUCUGAAGUAACAUUUCAGCUGCUAUCGUUAAGUACCACCACCUACCUCUAUCCAAGCCAUCCUGCUCCAUAUUCCAUUUCUACUGCCUUGCUACCUCAAUGUCAUCGUGUGCCGCAGGCAUCACCAACACCUCCACUCAACAACUUUCAAAUUGCACAACUAAUGCCACUUCUGCACUCACUUAAGCGGAUGCUUGUUUAUGCAUUUCUUGCUUGUAUGUGUAUGUGUGAGAUGCAUUACUCAAAAGACGAGCCUGCCAUCGAGAAUGGGAAUUCUUUCCCACAGACAAAGACCAUUUCUACUGAGAAUGGGACUCAUGUAGAAACACAGGAUAAAGAUGUUGUCUCAGAAGAUGUUGGUACAGUUGCUGUGUAUGAUCAAUGGAUUGCACCUCCAAUAACUGGCCAACCCCCAAAAGCCCGAUAUGAGGUGCUGGAUUUGAGAAGUUGGGCUUGGUCAAAGGUUAUUUUUAAGGUUGAGAAUGAGUCGCAGGAGGCACAGUCUCCAGCUAAGUUAACUCCUUGUGCUGGCCAUUCCUUGAUACCGUGGGAGAAUAAGCUUCUAUCAAUUGCUGGACAUACAAAGGAUCCUUCUGAAACUAUCCAGGUCAGGGUAUUUGAUCUUCAAUCUUGUACUUGGUCAACCUUAAAGACUUAUGGGAAAGCACCGGUCUCACGUGGAGGUCAAUCAGUUACCCGUGUCGGGACAAGCUUAGUGAUUUUUGGUGGACAAGAUGCAAAGAGAUCUCUCUUGAAUGAUCUGCAUAUUCUUGACCUAGAAACCAUGACCUGGGAUGAAAUUGAUGCCAUUGGGGUGCCUCCUUCGCCAAGAUCUGAUCAUGCUGCUGCAGUACAUGCCGAGCAUGGAAUGGACAAGACCUACACAACAGGGGAGAUACCAACUCCCCGGGCUGGACAUGCAGGUGUAACAGUUGGGGAGAAUUGGUUUAUUGUUGGUGGAGGCGACAACAAGUCUGGGGUCUCUGAAACUGCUGUCUUGAACAUGUCCACACUUGUCUGGUCUGUUGUAACUUCAGUUCAAGGCCGUGUUCCUCUUGCCAGUGAGGGUUUGAGUUUAGUCUUGAGUGCCUACAAUGGUGAAGAUAUUCUUGUAUCUUUUGGAGGAUAUAACGGGCGUUACAGCAAUGAAGUCAAUGUUCUUAAACCGAGCCACAAAUCUACAUUGCAAUCAAAAAUAGCAGAGACCCCUGUGCCGGACAGUGUUUCUGCUAUCCAUAAUGUUACGAACCCCAUCAGAGAUGUGGAGUCUGAGUUUGAAGUGGGGCAAGAAGGCAAAAUCAGGGAAAUUGUUAUGGAUAACGUUGACCUAGAGUCCAGGGUAUGGCAAAUUGCAAAAUGGGUUCCUUUCCUUUGCUAUAUUGUCUUUUCGGGCACCCUUAAUAUUUUGAAUUCCAUGCAGAAAUCUAGAGGUGAGGGAACUAGUGAGCAUCUUCUAGCAACUUUAAAGGCUGAGAGAGAAGAACUGGAUUUUUCACUUAGCAAGGAGAAGUUGCAGACUCUACAGUUGAACCAAGAUUUAGCUGACGCUGAGGCUCGUAACACUGACCUUUACAAGGAGCUCCAAUCUGUACGUGGUCAACUUGCUGCUGAGCAGUCAAGAUGUUUCAAACUAGAGGUUGACGUUGCAGAACUACGACAAAAGCUUCAAACAAUGGAGACUCUGCAAAAAGAGCUUGAACUACUGCAACGACAAAAGGCUGCCUCUGAACAUGCCUUAAAUGCUAAUCAUAGGCAGGGCUCAGGUGGUGUGUGGGGUUGGCUUGCUGGAACCCCUGGCGGUCAAAAGGGAGACGAGGCCUAA